This is a messenger RNA of Fomitopsis serialis, 750 nucleotides long. RefSeq lists its product as uncharacterized. Gene Ontology annotation, cellular component: nucleolus. The transcript has 3 exons. Gene Ontology annotation, biological process: endonucleolytic cleavage in ITS1 to separate SSU-rRNA from 5.8S rRNA and LSU-rRNA from tricistronic rRNA transcript (SSU-rRNA, 5.8S rRNA, LSU-rRNA); endonucleolytic cleavage in 5'-ETS of tricistronic rRNA transcript (SSU-rRNA, 5.8S rRNA, LSU-rRNA); small-subunit processome assembly. Lineage: Eukaryota; Fungi; Basidiomycota; Agaricomycetes; Polyporales; Fomitopsidaceae. Gene Ontology annotation, molecular function: RNA binding. The record is from RefSeq and is a predicted model, not a curated record. Bases 1 to 750 code for a protein of 249 amino acids.
AUGGACCCCGAGGGCUUCGCUGGUCCCUCCGAGAAGGUCGUGAAGCCGCUUACCCCGGAAGCCUUGGCUGCAUUCAAGGCUGCUCAGGAGAGAGCGGGUGUAGUCUAUAUUUCGCGUAUUCCACCGGGCAUGCGACCGACAAAGGUCAGACACAUCAUGACCGCGUAUGGGGAAGUCGGACGGGUCUAUUUGCAGCAGGAGGUUCUGUGUACAGAUCCGAAGCGGGCGUACCUCAGGAGGAAAUAUACGUCGACGAAGAAAGCGCAUUUCACCGAGGGCUGGGUCGAGUUUAAAGACAAGAGGGUCGCUCGUUCCGUCGCAGAGAUGCUCAAUGCCCAGCCCAUUGGUGGCAAGAAGGGAACUCGAUGGCGCGACGACGUAUGGACCAUGAAGUAUCUUCCCAAAUUCAAGUGGAAUAUGCUCACGGAACAGAUCGCUCACGAGGCAGCGAUACAUGUGGCGCAACUACGCGUUGAGCUCUCCCAAUCUCAGCGGGAGCAGCGAGAGUACCUAAAGAACGUGGAGCUUGCACGCGUACUGGGCAAGCGUGCUGAACGCAAGCGCAAAGCUGACACCGACCACGAAGUCACUCCGGCAACGUCUGCGCCCGACCCUUCGCAGAAAAGCGAGGGUAGAACUGAACAACCUUCGCAUACGAAGCCUAGGAAAAAGCAGAGACAACUCCCUGAGGACAGCGGGGUAGAUACGAGCGGUAGACAAUUAGACACUGUACUGAAUAGUAUCUUUUGA